Messenger RNA from Drosophila sechellia, 423 nucleotides. RefSeq names its product mitochondrial ribosomal protein S21 (gene mRpS21). NCBI's taxonomy places the organism in Eukaryota, Metazoa, Arthropoda, Insecta, Diptera, Drosophilidae. The transcript is spliced from 2 exons. The record is from RefSeq and is a predicted model, not a curated record. Gene Ontology annotation, biological process: translation. Gene Ontology annotation, molecular function: structural constituent of ribosome. Gene Ontology annotation, cellular component: ribosome. Bases 103 to 366 code for a protein of 87 amino acids.
UCCUCAGCUGUUUUGCAUUCCUGCAAAUGGUCACACUGUUUUGAACGCUGAUUAUUUAAUAAACAUUUCGAAAACUUUAUAAAAUAAAACUACCUAUCCGGAAUGAGACACGUGCAGUUUCUGGCCCGCACCGUUCUGGUGCAAAACAAUAAUGUGGAGGAGGCGUGUCGUCUGUUAAAUCGCGUGCUGGGAAAAGAAGAACUGCUCGACCAAUUUCGCCGCACGCGAUUCUACGAAAAGCCGUAUCAGGUUCGUCGUCGUAUCAACUUUGAGAAAUGCAAAGCCAUUUACAACGAGGACAUGAACCGAAAAAUUCAGUUCGUACUGCGCAAAAAUCGCGCCGAACCUUUUCCUGGAUGCAGUUAAACUAGUUUUUGUGGCAAUAAAAUGUAGGAAUUAAAUAAAUUGCUUAUUUUCUAAUAA